GAGGCAGAAGGUCAUCUGCUUUUUAUAGUUCUCUUCCAGCACUCCUCCGAGAAUCCUACACCAGCUAUUAAAGCUCUCUCCCAAAAUAGCACCCUUCCUUCCAUUUACCAAGCCCUGCCACUCUGUUUUUGUCUUUUUCUUUCUGAACAGAGCCUACCAAGAUGAAAGUUGGAAUCGCUGCUUUGGCUGCAGGUAUUAUUGGUGGGAUUGGAGUCCUCUUAUUCCUCAUUGCAUUUGGAACAGACUACUGGCUGUUGGCAACAGAAAACUGUACUGUUUCCAGUGAACUCUCUCCUGCUGCCGAGAAUACAACUGAUUCUCCAAAAACCACCUUGUUUUUUCACCACGAGGGUUUCUUUUGGAGGUGCUGGUUUAAUGGGGAUACAUUCCAAGAGACGAUUUGGAACUUCUGGUUUACUAGCCAAGCACAUCCCAAGCACUGCAUCCAUGGGUAUCUGUUUCCCAUGCCCAUUGCUCUAGGACCUGUCCCUCAUCCAUCUUAUGAUCCCACUGCAGUGUACAGAGGAUUCUGGACUGCGUUCAUCAUACUAGCUGUUGCUGCCAGUCUUGUGGGAGGAUUGCUGUUGGUGUGUGCUGUUCCCUUUGUGGCUGCUCGGCUCUAUAAAGUAGGAGGCGGAUUCCUGAUCACUGCUGGAGUGUUACUUUCAUUGCUGAUUGUGCUCUUCGUUAUGUGGAAGGAGUUCGCUGCCGACCUUCAGAGGUACAUUCUUCUUGAAAGGAGCCAGGCAUGUUUGCCCGAUACACACAUUCAUGUCUUUUAUGGAUGGUCAUUUAUGUUUGCUGCUGCUGGUACACCCCUUGUCCUACUCUCUGGUCUACUGUUCCUUUGUAUUGGAAGAAGCCUUGGUGUAGCAGAGAAAUAAAUGAUAAAGAACUGCAGUCAUAUUAAAGACUAUUCCUUAUUGUAGAUGUGGGCACAAAGCAAUCAAGUUAAAGAACUUUUUAUGUUUAUAUUCUAAGCAACCAAAUGCGAAGUUUCUAACUACAAUAUUAAGUAAACUCUUGCUAUUAAUGAACAAUAUAGCAAAAUCAAAUAAAUAUUCUAUAAGAUGGUUGAAAAAUUGUAGAGAUAUAUGCAGUUUGUUCCGCAUUCAUAGUGUAUAAAUAUUUUACAUGUAUGGGGCCUUCAAAACGUACUUUUCUUUUGCGAACCAGAUAGGAAAUUUCACAUCUGCAAGCUGAGACUUCAGGUAACAUUGAAUUACAAAAUCCAGAAUUCUUUGGCCUAGAGGGAUUGCGCUUUCUCAACAACCAUCAUUUUUCUGCAAAAAUAUUUUAAGGGCUCCCAAGAAGAGCAAAAUGGUAAUUUAAGUAGUGCCUAGAGUAGAGUUCUUGUAAGAAAUUUCUGUAUGGUGCCACCAAAUUGCUAAUGUACUAAAUUGAGGUGCCACUACAGAUUAGGUUAUGAUUUUACACUAUUAUCACAUUUUGUUACAUUUGUGUUACAUUUGUGUUUAUGAAUAGAUAAGGUGCUGCUACUCAAUAUAUAAACAUACUGUAUAUAGGGAAAAUAACAGAGAGAGAGGCCUUUACUCUGACACAUCAUAAUUGUUUAAUUUACCCCUAAAUCAUUAUGAGAAACCCAACAAAUAAAGAAGUGGAAGUAUUGAAAUAAUACCUUUCCCCUGUGGGAUUGCUUAUCACUGACUUUCCAUGGUUAUCAAUGGGAUUUAAAUCAUGGUCUUGACGGUGAAGCCCAGUAUAAGAAGUAUAUUUUGUACUCUCUAGAUUGGCUGAUCCUCCUAAAUGCGCACACAAUAUCCUAUAUAGCAUUGUUUGUUCCAAUGGGUACUUUUAGAUACUUUUAAAAGGAUUGAGUAUAUUUAAUGUUCACACAAGUAGCAGAGAGCUUUUUCACAGAAAAAUAUGUCUUGGGGGAUAAUACUCAAUUAUAAGAAUUUAUAUUAUUUUAGGAAAAUUACAGACCCAUGCAUACUCACAGCAUUUUUGCUGGUAUAAGCAAUAGAUAAACAACACUAAUACAUCAGGAGUGGCUUCUUGGUUAAAACAUGCAUGCCUUACAGAUUGUAUUUUUUGCAUACAGGUAAAUAAAGUUGGAAUCUUGAUUAAG
Messenger RNA from Xenopus tropicalis (tropical clawed frog), 2092 nucleotides. RefSeq names its product provisional ortholog of transmembrane protein 182. The transcript is spliced from 5 exons. Bases 162 to 884 code for a protein of 240 amino acids. NCBI's taxonomy places the organism in Eukaryota, Metazoa, Chordata, Amphibia, Anura, Pipidae. The record is from RefSeq and is a predicted model, not a curated record. Gene Ontology annotation, cellular component: membrane.